AUGGCUGGCCAGCAGCAGCACAUUAUCGAUACAAUCUUCAGCAUGAAGAAGCGCAUACUGCGCCGAGAGGACUCCUCCGACUCGGACGAAGCCGAAACGCCCUUCAACAACCGCAUGUAUAGCCUCAAGCGAAAGGCAGGACUAGCGCAACCUGGAAAGCCCGAUUUCGACGCAGAGGCGCCGCCGUACAAGAAGAGGAUCGAACACGCUGGCUACCACAGAUACAUCCUGCAUAGAAACCCACCUCGAUUCGACCCGGAUGGCGACAUCGUGGAGUAUGGCGACGAAUAUGAGGAUGAGGAAGACUUAACCACAAUCGAGGAGAAUCCCUACGCAGACAUCCACCUUGAGCAUAUCCUCGCUCCACUGACUUCAGCCGCUGAACUUCACAACCACCCCUCCAUGUCGAUUCCCUAUACUUCGAAACACCUUACCCACCUGACCGAGGAAGCGGGAGCGAUUUCGCGCCGCGAGUUGGCAUCACAAUGGAAGGCCAAGAACUUUCUCUCGAAGCUCCAAGGGGACAACACGUGGGUUCCUUGCGGCUUGAUGGAGACUGGAACGGACAAGUACGUUCUUGGAGGCCUACAGACGAACGGCCCUGGAUCUGCGACAACCCCUGCCUCCAGGAACAACUCGCUGUCUGAGCUGCAGCACUCAUGGGGCAAUGGCACGACCGCAGAGGCCUCAAUGGAUCCGGCGGGCCUCCGGACUCCCCCUCCUACCUCAGCUCCACGACAAGUUCCAUUGUUGGACGUGCAGAUGGUGGAGAUCGAAAGCGCACAUGGAUCGCAUACCGACGUCAUCAUAGGCGACGGCCAAACAACAGGAACCGCCCCACAAGUCCACUCAGCCUCAUCGCUGCCGAACGGCGCAAACGGACACGUGCCAGAACCAAGCCAGCUGCCCAACGGCACCGACGCAGACACACCACAGCCAACCGUCAACGGCACCACCCCCCACAACUCCGACCACGACCUCGAAACCGAAGGCAACCUCCCCUCACCGCCAGCCGACGACGCCUCCUCCACCACCUCGCAGCCAGCCUCGCACCGCAUGACGACGCGCGCCCGCGCCCACGUCUCCAAGUCCCCGUCGCCGCCGCCCUCGCCGCCCGACACGCUGAACCCCAUCCACCCCAUGUACAAGUUCCCGCUGGACAUCAUCCCGGACCGCGACUACGGGCUGCCCGCCGCCGAAGCCGAGGACACGCGCAUGAUGCUGCUCGCCGUCGUGCAGAAGAUGGAGCAGAUCGCCCACCGCUCCACCGACCUGUUCAUGGGCAUGCUGCAGGCGGACCGCAUGCGGCACGACGUGUUCAAGUGGGCGAAGGCCGAGGCGCACGUCGGCGAGAUGAGCGAUGGCGAGGACUGGUAUGACCGCGAGGAGUGGGGGCUCGAGGAGGACCUGGUCAAGGGCCGGGACGAGGAGGAGGAGGAGGGCGCGGUGCAGGGGAAGAAGUCGACGAGGCAGCGGGGCGGGAGGCGCGCGGAUAAGGAGGAUCGGUGA
This is a messenger RNA of Mytilinidion resinicola, 1509 nucleotides long. RefSeq lists its product as uncharacterized. Gene Ontology annotation, biological process: negative regulation of silent mating-type cassette heterochromatin formation; negative regulation of rDNA heterochromatin formation. Gene Ontology annotation, cellular component: Rpd3L complex; cytosol. The record is from RefSeq and is a predicted model, not a curated record. The transcript is spliced from 4 exons. Bases 1 to 1509 code for a protein of 502 amino acids. NCBI's taxonomy places the organism in Eukaryota, Fungi, Ascomycota, Dothideomycetes, Mytilinidiales, Mytilinidiaceae.